AUGCUCAACAAGCUGUCUGGACAGCCGGAAAGCUACGAGAAGAAAUCCCACUACAAAUUCGGAAGAACGCUCGGUGCUGGCACAUAUGGUAUCGUCCGGGAGGCGGAUAGCAGCAAAGGGAAAGUCGCGAUCAAGAUCAUCCUGAAGAAGAAUGUCCGAGGCAACGAGCGCAUGGUCUACGAUGAGCUGGAGAUGCUCCAGGCUCUGAACCACCCCAACAUCGUCCACUUUGUCGAUUGGUUCGAAUCAAAGGACAAGUUCUACAUCGUCACGCAACUGGCCACAGGUGGAGAGUUGUUCGAUCGCAUUUGCGAAUACGGAAAGUUCACAGAGAAGGAUGCGUCUCGAGUCAUCCGGCAGGUGCUCGGUGCCGUACAUUACCUGCACGAGCGAAACAUUGUCCACAGAGAUCUGAAGCCCGAGAACCUUCUAUACCUCACCCGCGCCCCUGAUUCCCCCUUGGUUCUGGCCGACUUCGGUAUCGCCAAGAUGUUGGAUAGCCCCAGCGAAGUUCUCACCAGCAUGGCGGGAUCGUUCGGUUACGCUGCCCCGGAGGUGAUGUUGAAGAAGGGCCACGGCAAGGCCGUCGACAUGUGGUCCCUCGGAGUCAUCACCUACACCCUCCUCUGCGGCUACUCGCCCUUCCGGUCCGAGAACCUGACCGACCUGAUCGAGGAGUGCCGCUCGGGGCGGAUCAUCUUCCACGAGCGCUACUGGCGCGACGUCUCCCAGGACGCCAAGGACUUCAUCCUCACGAUGCUGCAGCCAGACCCCGCCAAGCGUGUCACGUCCGAGGACGCCCUGAAGCACCCCUGGCUGACCGGCGAGACCGCCAGCGACCGCGACCUGCUGCCCGAGAUCCGCGCCUACAUCGCCCGGUCGCGUCUGCGCCGCGGCAUCGAGAUCAUCAAGCUGGCCAACCGCAUCGAGUCCCUCAAGAUGCAGGAGGACGACGACGAGGAUAUCCCCAGCGUCGUCGAGGUGGCGGCCGGCGAGGCCGACGCCGCGGCCCCCCACUCGACCGACCCGGCGGCCGCCUCCCCGAACGGCAAGUCCGCGCCUUCGUCCCCGGAAAGCGACGCCACGGGCCGCAAGAAGCGCAGCCUUAGCAAGGUCGCCCGCGGCGCGAUCUUCCGGGAGGUUGUCCUUGCCAAGGUGCGCGAGGCGAAGGAGACCGAGGAGCGCGAACGCGUGGAGCGGGAGGCUCGCGAGAAGACCUCUCAUGCUUGA
Molecule: messenger RNA, 1230 nt
Organism: Aspergillus aculeatinus CBS 121060
Lineage: Eukaryota; Fungi; Ascomycota; Eurotiomycetes; Eurotiales; Aspergillaceae
Product: serine/threonine-protein kinase
Exons: 4
Coding region: 1-1230 (409 amino acids)
Biological process (GO): protein phosphorylation; cellular response to oxidative stress
Molecular function (GO): ATP binding; calcium/calmodulin-dependent protein kinase activity
Source: RefSeq, a predicted model, not a curated record